AUGAGGCCCUCUACAAUCAGAGUCACCCCAAGAACUCAUAGUACUCCAGCAACUGAAGAGCUGUCUCGUCUUCGAGGAGAACUUGCUGAACUUCGGGAGGAAAAUGUGGUUCUUAGAGAGAAGGUAGACUUUGCCAGGAAUGCUGUCCCAGAGUUAUUAGAGAAAUUCUAUGAGAUUGAAAGAGAUCAUUAUGAAUGGAUCUUGGAUGAUUAUGUCUUUCAGUCAAAAGUGUUAUUGAGAAGUGCACAUAUAUCUUGUCAAAAGAUCCGUAAUCCUCCUGUUACAUUUGCUAAGUUAAACAAUUUGUUGUUAAGUGAGGAAAUUGUAGUCAAAGAAAGAUCAAAAUCCUUACUGUUAGAAGCAAAUAACAAAGCUUUUUCUGCUUAUCAAUAUCAACAAGCUUUUCUGGCUCAACAAAGACCUCAUUAUGGAUAUUCUCAUCCAAAUUCUUCAUUCAGACCAAGAGGCAAAGGUAACUUCUCAUUUUCACCUACUUACAGAGGUUUUUCAACACAAUACAGGAGUAAUUUUCAGCUACCACCAAGAAUGCACUCUCCACAGUCUUAUUCAUAUCCUCCUGUCUCUGCACCAAAUACUAGUCCUGCAUCCACAUCUGUACUUCCAACAGAACCACCUUGUCAGUUGUGUAAUAAGAAUGGUCAUACAACACCUGCUUGUAGACACAGACUUAAUUUUGCAUAUCAUAACGCUCAUACACUCAAUAAUAUGAGUGCCAUGCUUGCAACUACAAACAUAUUGGGAGAAAAUCCUUGGUAUGCUGAUUCAGGUGCCAACAAUCAUUUAACUUCUGAUGAAAAUGAGUUACAACUCAUGUCUGCUUAUGAUGGCUCUUAA
Papaver somniferum (opium poppy) is the source of this 855-nucleotide messenger RNA. RefSeq lists its product as uncharacterized. The record is from RefSeq and is a predicted model, not a curated record. The coding region runs from base 1 to 855 and encodes 284 amino acids. The transcript has 3 exons. NCBI's taxonomy places the organism in Eukaryota, Viridiplantae, Streptophyta, Magnoliopsida, Ranunculales, Papaveraceae.